This is a messenger RNA of Armigeres subalbatus, 1826 nucleotides long. Its product is annotated as probable cytochrome P450 9f2. Lineage: Eukaryota; Metazoa; Arthropoda; Insecta; Diptera; Culicidae. The transcript has 2 exons. The record is from RefSeq and is a predicted model, not a curated record. Bases 42 to 1643 code for a protein of 533 amino acids. Gene Ontology annotation, molecular function: monooxygenase activity; iron ion binding; oxidoreductase activity, acting on paired donors, with incorporation or reduction of molecular oxygen.
CGUACUUGAACCUUCGACAUCGCAACUACAUUUUCGAAGAAAUGGAAGUUAAUAUUGGAGUCUGGAUUGUGGUCCUAUCGGUUCUAAUACUUGCGUAUCGAUGGAUCACACGGAACAACAAUUAUUUCCACGAUAAACCAAUACCAUCCAUGGCAGUGCAACCACUGUUUGGAAGCACGGGUCCAUUAAUUUUAAAGAAGUUUUCCUUUCAUGAUUUUGUGCAUCACAUCUACGUAAAGUACCCGAAUGCGAAGAUUUUCGGAUUGUUUGACGCAUUGAUGCCGAUAUUCGUAGUUCGAGAUCCAGAGUUGAUUAAAAAGAUAACUGUUAAGGAUUUCGACCACUUUAUAGAUCAUCGACCCUUUUUCGGAAACAGUGAGAACGAUAAUCCGUACUCGAUUUUUGGCAAGACAUUGUUUGCCAUGGGCGGACAAAAGUGGCGAGACAUGCGAGCAACCUUAAGUCCAGCAUUCACCGGCAGCAAAAUGCGUAAAAUGUUUGAGUUGGUCAUCGAGUGUAGCGAGAGUGUGGCACAUUACUACGCAAAUCAAUCAGAGAAUAAAGUUGAAGUAGAGCUGAAUGAUUUGUGCACUCGGUUUAGUUCCGACGUGAUCGCAACGUGUGCUUUCGGAAUGAGGAUGAACUCGUUCACGGAUCGUGAAAAUGAUUUCUACGACAACGGCAAAAAGAUGAUGCGCUUUGAACGAUUGAGUGUAGCUCUGCGCAUGUUUGCACUUAAGUUGUGUCCGACGUUGGUGGGUCAGCUGGGAAUUGAUAUUAUCGAUCGGAAUCAAAUACGAUAUUUUAGCGCUUUAAUAAUGGAUGCCGUCAAAGAACGCCGAACUAAAGGUAUUACACGUACAGAUAUGAUUAAUUUACUGAUUCAAGCACGUCAAGGAAUUUUGAAGCAUCAUGAUGAGAAGGAAGGUGACGAAGGGUUUGCCACGGCUAAAGAAUCCAGCAUUGGGAAAACCAAUGUGAAAUCCAAUAUGACCGACAUCGAAAUGAUUGCCCAAGCAUUUGUGUUCUUUUUGGCUGGAUUUGAAACUGUGGCGACUACUCUUACCUUCCUAAUGUAUGAUCUGGCCAUGAACAAAGACGUGCAGCAACGAUUGUAUGAAGAAAUCGUAGCCACUAACGAGCAUCUGCAGGGCAAACAUUUGAAUUACGAUACUCUUCAAAAGAUGAAAUACCUGGAUAUGGCAGUGACGGAGAGCAUGAGGUUGCGUCCAGCAGCAGCCUUUUUAGAUCGUAUUUGCGUGCAUGAUUACGAGCUGGAUGAUGGACAAGGCUUGAAGUUUACAAUCAACAAAGGAACUACCGUAUGGAUUCCAACGCAGGGACUUCAUUUGGAUCCCAAAUACUAUCCGAAUCCGGAGAAAUUCGAUCCGGAACGAUUCAGUGAAGAGAACAAAGCCAGCAUCAAUCCGAUGACCUACUUGCCAUUCGGAAUUGGACCGAGAAAUUGUAUCGGAUCCCGGUUUGCCUUGAUGGAGAUUAAAGCGGUUGUGUAUUACUUGCUGCUUAAAUUUUCUAUGGAAGUAAAUAGCAAAACCCCAAUUCCCCUCAAACUGCGCAAAGGAUUUACUAUUGUUGGUGCCGAAGGUGAAGUCAUGAUUGAUCUGAGAGCCAGAAAAGCGUAGACCGUAUUGAGUAGUGAUUUAUGCCCAUAACGCUGUUGCUUUUGCACUAGAAAUAAAACUAAAAUUGAAUUCUCCACACUACAUUAGUAAUAUUUGAUAGCAUUAGAAUUUUUUUCAAACAAUUCAUAUGAAUUAUAGUUUCAGGAUAUUAUCAGGAUUACAGCUAUAAUCGAGUGAACACUA